AUGGUCAACCCCUGCAUAGCUGUGGUGGCGGGCACCCUGACCACCUGUAAUAUUCCACGGGCCUUCCUGGAGUCCACCAUUGCCAACUGGAUGGAAGAAACCAUGCACUCCUCCCAAUGGAAGAUCGGCCUCACUUGGCUCCAUGCCUUCUUCCCGCACGUCCUGAGUGUGUACAUCACUGUCAAACUCUCAACCAAGUACCCACACCUGCAGUGGUUCUACACGGCCUUGGGCAUGGUGAUCAUAGGUGCCAGUUCGUGCACCGUAACAGCUUGUAAAACCUUUGGCCAGCUGAUGGGCCCGUUGUGCGGCAUCUGCUUUGGCAUCACCCUGGUGGACACAGCCCUACUGACCACGCUCGCAUUCCUGGUGGACGUGCGUCAUGUGUCCGUGUACGGCAGUGUAUAUGCCAUCGCGGACAUGUACUGCGUGGCCUAUGCCCUGGGCCCUGUGGUGGCCGGACAGAUAGUCCACGACUUUGUUCAGCUUAACCUGGGCAUGGGCCUUGCCAACGUGCUUUCGCACUGGCGCUCCUCUUACUAA
Messenger RNA from Coregonus sp. 'balchen', 543 nucleotides. Lineage: Eukaryota; Metazoa; Chordata; Actinopteri; Salmoniformes; Salmonidae. The record is from the annotation of a GenBank genome assembly.